Messenger RNA from Lolium rigidum, 1325 nucleotides. Its product is annotated as TATA-box-binding protein 2. The record is from RefSeq and is a predicted model, not a curated record. The transcript is spliced from 9 exons. Bases 225 to 827 code for a protein of 200 amino acids. Gene Ontology annotation, molecular function: RNA polymerase II general transcription initiation factor activity; DNA binding. Gene Ontology annotation, biological process: DNA-templated transcription initiation. Lineage: Eukaryota; Viridiplantae; Streptophyta; Magnoliopsida; Poales; Poaceae.
UCCUCCCCUCUCCCGAGACAGACAGAUAACCCUAGACCCCAUCCCCAUCCCCAUCCCCUCUCGCCCCUCCUGCUCCUGAUCUCUAUAAAAGACCCGAAAUUUCGAAUUCUUCCGCCAACUUCCCCACCGCCGCGACUCCUCCCGCCCAUUUCACCCCCGGAUCCGCUCUCUUUUCGCCCGAUUCGUCACCGGAUCCACCGACCCGAUUUUUGCGCGGCCGGGGCAUGGCGGAGCCGACGCUGGAGGGGAGCGAGCCGGUGGAUCUGCUCAAACACCCCUCCGGUAUCAUCCCCACGCUACAGAAUAUCGUGUCGACGGUCAAUUUGGAUUGCAAAUUAGACCUCAAAGCAAUAGCUUUGCAAGCGCGCAAUGCAGAGUACAAUCCAAAGCGUUUUGCUGCAGUUAUCAUGAGAAUAAGAGAACCAAAAACUACAGCACUGAUAUUCGCGUCGGGUAAAAUGGUUUGUACGGGAGCAAAGAGUGAACAACAAUCCAAGCUCGCAGCAAGAAAGUAUGCUCGUAUAAUUCAGAAACUUGGUUUUCCAGCUAAAUUUAAGGACUUUAAGAUUCAGAAUAUCGUUGCCUCUUGUGAUGUCAAAUUUCCAAUUAGACUGGAGGGCCUUGCAUAUUCUCAUGGUGCUUUCUCAAGUUAUGAGCCUGAACUUUUUCCUGGCCUGAUCUAUCGAAUGAAGCAACCUAAGAUUGUUCUUCUGAUUUUUGUUUCUGGCAAGAUUGUCUUGACUGGAGCAAAGGUGAGAGAUGAGACAUACACUGCCUUUGAAAACAUAUAUCCUGUACUCACAGAGUUCAGAAAAGUUCAGCAAUGAUAACUUACUGAAGCCACAACCACAAGGUCCUUGAGAUUUUGCCCUCUUCUGAGCUGUGAUUGCUAACAUUUAACUGUACAUUUAGUCUGGAGGUGCCCAUAGCAUCGUUUAAUUUAUGGUGAGAGCACACACACAGUGUCGCGGUUGGGUGGCCAUGUCGUGGAAGCCUGAGAAAUCUUAUACGUUUGGUCUAUUGAUAAUAGAACUGUGUGCUUGUAGAGUUUGUCAUCACUGGUCCUAUUGGGUAGAGUUUAUGGGACCUGCGCAGAAGGCAGGCAAGGCAUGUGUUGCAUUUUCCACUAACGGGAACUCGGGAGAUGGGGCUUUAUUUCUGUUCCUCUGUGACGCGACAGUCUUUUCUGAGUAUUUGCAGUCAUCUGCACGGCGUUUGAAACCUUGUAUGCUGUACAAUGAUGAGAAGACCGACCUGACUGACUAUGUCCAGUUGCGCAAUCUGUAUGUACUUGCUAUACCUAUGUAAUCAAUUUUCUGUUCGUA